Darwinula stevensoni is the source of this 649-nucleotide messenger RNA. Lineage: Eukaryota; Metazoa; Arthropoda; Ostracoda; Podocopida; Darwinulidae. The record is from the annotation of a GenBank genome assembly.
UGUUUAAGUAUUUUUAGCAUGGGUGCCUCUCUGACUCGUAAAGUUCUUAGAUAUUCAUUUAGAUGAAUGCAGAGUGCCUGUGAUUGUUAUUUUUCAGUGGCACACGAAUCGGGAUGAGAUCCGACGUCGUCUAGCCCUAGGAGAAGAGAGCCCCUCUUUACGAGCUCAUCGUAAGGCCCUGGGAUCUCGAGUUCGGAGUGGGAAGAACCUUCAGAUCUGCUUUGUGAAUGAAACUGCCUCUGAUGACAGUGACUUUGAGGAAAAGGGCCACCAUAAUUCUUCACCUAGUCAGAAACCCAGUGAAACACAGAAGCUGUUACCAUCUGGAUCUCAAGCAUCAUCUGCCAACCAUGAAAAGCCAAGAGAGUUGUCUAUCCGAGAGGCACUGAAAGAGGAGGGGGUAGAGCACCUGCAAUUGAGACUGCAGCAGGAAGCAAGGGAGGCAUUGGCACAGGCAGGUCACAUGGCUCGUAUGCAAGUGGAAUUGGAGCGGCAGAGGAGGAAGCUUCAACCCAUCUCGUCUCUGAUUCCUGUUCCGGACGAAUGUCGAGGAGUCAGGCGCCUCACAAGACGCAUCCUUACACCCAUGAAUGUGGCCCAGCUCCAGGUCAUCGUUAAUGACUUUCACACUCAAAUUGAAAGUCAGUAU